Messenger RNA from Ictalurus punctatus (channel catfish), 511 nucleotides. Its product is annotated as EKC/KEOPS complex subunit LAGE3. Gene Ontology annotation, cellular component: EKC/KEOPS complex. The coding region runs from base 99 to 395 and encodes 98 amino acids. The record is from RefSeq and is a predicted model, not a curated record. NCBI's taxonomy places the organism in Eukaryota, Metazoa, Chordata, Actinopteri, Siluriformes, Ictaluridae. The transcript is spliced from 3 exons.
UAACAGCUGUUUGCCAACCGCCAUAAAACUCAAGAAGACGAACACGAAGAAACAACAACAGAAAUUCCUGAAACAUAACGAGGAUUAUAUACUUAAACAUGGCGUCGUGCGUGAAAGAUAGUAUUUCUGACAACCAUUUUGAAUUAACUAUAGAAGUUCCUUUUCCUUCACAGAGGGAAGUGUCCAUUGCACUCCAGUCCUUGUCGCCUGAUCGUGAGCCAGGGACAGGGGGCACCAUAAAAACUCUGAGUACUUCAGUCAGUGCACUGUGUGUAAAAUGGAAUGCUGUUGAGGCUCGCAGUCUUCGUGUAUCAGUAGGCUCAUUUUUAGAUCACUUGGCACUUGUAAUGGAAACUAUCGAUGCAUUUGGACAACCAGCUCUACAGUGCAAGUAAUGGAACUUCCUGACAGAAAAUUUGCCCAGAUUACGUUCAUUUAUCUGGGACUCAUUUAAAUCUGUGCUAUUUAAAAAUAUUGUAUUGUUUAUGUAAUAAAAAUCUAAGUACUUUGA